This is a messenger RNA of Elaeis guineensis (African oil palm), 833 nucleotides long. The record is from RefSeq and is a predicted model, not a curated record. NCBI's taxonomy places the organism in Eukaryota, Viridiplantae, Streptophyta, Magnoliopsida, Arecales, Arecaceae.
GACAUACUGGUGUGAUUGUUUCAGAUCUUUUCCCAAUGGCUCUUCCUCUCACCCUGAAACAUUUGCUUUUAGCUAUUGCUCUGCUCUAUAUAGCUGUUUCCUGCUGUCAAGCACAACAGGCUGACCCAGUUCAAAUUGUUGCUAGAGCAGCACUUUGUUUUGAUAAUCGAACUGUACUUAACAACUGCCUGACAUCAAUGGGAAUCAAUAUUCCGGGCCAGAAUUCUACCGCCAAUAAUACUUCCGGCCAGAAUUCUUCCACCAGUUCAGCUCAACAAAAUAAUUCUACAACUGCUCUCUGCAAUGCGCCUUGUUUUGGUGCAAUGAUGCUGAUGACCAAUUGCGUUGAUGGCAUUCUCUCAAACUUCCAAUUCUACAACCCAGGAUUGAUGCAAGGGGUGCGAGCUAUAUUUCAAACUGCAUGUGGAAAUAAUAACAAUGGUAUGGCUGGCAGUGGCAGCGGAGGUGGGUCAGGUGGAUCAGGUGGGUCUGGAAACAUGGUGGGUGCAAUGGCAAGCUAUGGAAAUGAGCUUGCCAUCUCCAUGUACAUGUCUCUUUGGAUGCCAGCGCUUUUGGUUGCAAUUUAGCUCCUCUGAGUCAUGCCACAGAAAAGAACAUAUAGUGUUUCGCAGGCGGCAAAUUCCUCUUGGUCUCCAGACACUGGAGAAUGUACCACUAAGAGAUGGAAUUUUCUUUUUCUUGGAUGUUUUGGAUGGAUCAGUCCACCAACUGGAACUCUCUGUGCAUGCGUACCAAUAAAACCUGCUCUUUUUUCCUUCCUAUUUCUCCACUUGUUAUCUAUGGCCGCGCAGAAAAAUGUCCUCUUGAAAUUA